AUGUUGUCGUCGGCGCAGCAGCUCCUCGUGAUGGAAAAGGCGAAGAACUACAUCUCCGAGAAAGUCGCCAACAUGAAGAAACCCGAAGCCGCCGUGACCACCGUGGACCUGAAGAGCGUCCACCGCGACCACAUCGAGUACGCCGCGAAAGUCGCCGUCGACAACCCGUACCCGACCCCGCUGCCCAUCUGCGACAUCACCUACGUCCUCAAGAGCGACGGCCGGGUCAUCGCCCACGGCGCCAUCCCGGACCCCGGUUCGAUCAAGGCCAGCGGUCAGACCCUGCUGGAGGUCCCCGUGAAAGUCCCGCACUCCAUCCUCGUCAGCCUGGUCAAGGACAUCGGCCGCGACUGGGAUAUUGACUACGAGCUGGAGCUUGGGCUGGUGAUCGAUCUCCCCGUGUUUGGCAACUUCACCAUUCCGCUGUCCAGCAAGGGCGAGGUCAAGCUCCCCACCUUGUCCGACGUCUUCUCGUCCAAAAAAUGA
Molecule: messenger RNA, 486 nt
Organism: Linum tenue
Lineage: Eukaryota; Viridiplantae; Streptophyta; Magnoliopsida; Malpighiales; Linaceae
Source: the annotation of a GenBank genome assembly